This is a messenger RNA of Emiliania huxleyi CCMP1516, 4962 nucleotides long. RefSeq lists its product as hypothetical. Gene Ontology annotation, biological process: intracellular signal transduction; protein phosphorylation. Gene Ontology annotation, molecular function: ATP binding; protein serine/threonine kinase activity. The record is from RefSeq and is a predicted model, not a curated record. The coding region runs from base 1 to 4962 and encodes 1653 amino acids. The transcript is spliced from 10 exons. Gene Ontology annotation, cellular component: cytoplasm. NCBI's taxonomy places the organism in Eukaryota, Haptophyta, Isochrysidales, Noelaerhabdaceae.
AUGCUUCCCGCGUCGGAGCCCGGUGCGUGGACGCUGGGGGGCAACGGCCGUGUGACGAUCCGGCUCGGCAGGGCGAGGCUGGUCCACACUACCGUGACCAACACGCCGCGCUGGAGCAAGCUGCCUACCCUCGGCCAACGCAGGCUGCGCUCCUUCAUGCCGAACGCAUGGAUCUCAGAGCUUGCGUCGGACCCGCACUUUCUGGAGCUAGAUGCUCCGGUCGCUACCAUUCUCGAUGAGCUUCUUUGCCUGCGACCCUACCUGAUCCUCUUUGCUGGCACCGCCGCGGGUGCUCUCAGGUUUGAGCUGAAGCGGAAGAAGCGUAGCGGAGGCAUGGCGGUUGAUACUUUGGUCGACGUCGACCUGCGACGCUGCUGCUUCUUCGUCUCCACACGCCUUCAGCGGCCCGAGACGGGUACGUCGCCCUUUCGCCCGCCGGUCCGACGCGCGCGGCUGACUCUGCGCGAGGCGCUUCUCUGCGCUGCUGCGGGCGGCGCUCCGAGCGUGGUCCGCAGGAGGCGUCUGCGGCGCAUGUCUCAGCUGGUGCCUCGGCGGUGGCGUUCGGAGCCGGUGGCGCCCACUCCACUAUGGACCAGUGAGGGGGUGGCGCCGUUCGUGGUGGAAGGGCAGGCGGCAGCGGCGGCACUCGACAAGAGUCUCGCUGGGGCAGUGGGCCUUGCCGUGGCGCCCAUCCCACCCGCUCAGGCCAGCGCAGUCGAAAGCGUUGCCACGCUGACAGGCCUGCUGGCCCGCGGGAUGAGGGGCGGAGGUUCAAGCUUGCGACCGGACGAGGCGCUGCAGGCGGUCCGGCUGCAGCUCUGGGCCAUCUACUUGCGGCUGCCGUCCGCUGCUCCGCCCGCAGAGUAUGAGGCGUGGCGCGAUGCGGGCCUUGUUGUGGCAAUGCUCGAGCUGCUCGUACUCGCGCCGUCGCUCUGUCGACUCGAGCGGCGAGCAGGCGAGGGAGAGUGCGAGCCGCGGUUGCUCGGAGUCGCGGCGCCACACGAGGCAAACGCGCGUCUCUCUGGCGCCACACCAAAGGCGCAGGCUGGGGUGCCGCACGAGGUGCGAGCGGAGGCGCGAGCGGAGGCACGAGCGGAGGCGCUGGCAGAGGCACGAGCGGAGGCGUUGGCAGAGGCGGAGGAGGCGCUCGACGACAGGCCGGCACAGGCCGCAGUCACGGCCGCUCCGAGCGGUGCAAGGGUCGGCACUGAAGACGAUGCUGGAGCUGGGGCGAACGCUGCGGCUCGGCUCGACGACAGGUCGGGCUGUGCGUGGAUGGCGCUGCGCGCGACCGCGGUGCGCGAUGCAACAGCGGCCGCGGAGCUCGCCGCCUCUGCUUUCCCGGGCGUGGGGGGUGACGAUGCUAGAGCGGCGCGCGCGGCCGCCGCUGCCGAGGCGAGCCUGGCGAGGUCUGAGUCACAGGCCGAGAACCGGCGCGGCCGCGUGUGCGCUUGCUGCGUCCGGUGCAGCCGCUACGCCGACUACGUGCAGCAAAAGGAGGGCCUUGCCUGGGGGGCGGCGUCUGCCCGCGGUGCACACGCCCUGUCGGACGUGUGGUGGCUGCCAGAGCUGAUCGUCUCGAGGCUUACCGCGGUCGACACGCGAUCCACGCGACGCUUGGCCUCCGAUUGCUCGCGGUUGCUCGUUGCCGGCCUCGCCUCUCUUCCAUUGCUUCGGUCCAUCCGUGGGUGGUGCGACCUCGCGGGGUUCCUCGAGGCGUUCGCUGCGAGUGGGGGCAUCGAGGCCGCGGGUGCCAUCGCGACGGCCGAGCCCGGCUCGCAGAGGCGUGACGCGACGGCCUCCCCUCCAGAGGCCACUCUGGCGGGCCUCGCCGCGCCGUGUGAUGAGCAGACUGAUGCGGAGAAGGUCACGGCGGCGACGCAGCUCGUCGCACUGGCUGCACACGAGCCGCGGACGAGGCUGGCCGUCGAGGGGCGCGUGCUACCGGCCCUGCAUGAGCGCCUCCUCGCGAAUCAGCUUGGGUGGCCUCAGCGCUCCCAUGAUCCUCCGUGCUGGCGACGGGCGGCCGCCUGUGCGCUCGCGCCGCCACAGCGGCUGCCUUCGCCCUCGGAUGGCGCAGCCCUCCAGGGCGGCUGUGAGGACGGCGAGCGCCACUCGCUGCUUGAGCGUGCCAGCGGGCGGCUGCGUGCGUGCGUUCCUCGCUGCGCGGCGGCACUCGGAUCAGGAGUCACAACCGAGACGGCCUCACACCUCCACUUGCUAGCAUACUACGUCGAGACCCACUCGGCGAGCUGCGACCCGGCGAACCACAUCACGAGGCUCAUGGGGCCGCUUACGGAGCUGAGUGAGCAGCUCUUCUACGACGCCCACGCCGCCACUUCUGCGCGGGGCGAGGAUACGGUGUCGAGGCUACGCCUUGCUGUCGCCGCCCUGCGCCUCGCUCACAGCCUCUUCGAAACCAGCCACGACCACUCUGAGCUGCGCCGCCUUUGGCGAUCCGUGUACCUUCGGCCGCGGGCCGUGCAGUGGGCACAUACCGUGGCAUCGUCGCUGCUCACCCCCUCGGCUGACUUGCUCUCGCUCGUCGUAGCGCAGAGCGGCUCUUGCGCCGCGGCUGGCAGGCUGAUGCGCGAGGGCUGCGCCGCGGCAUCACACCACUUGGUGCACGUGGCGACACUCGUCGGUGAGGAGCGUGAGACGGCCGAACGGGAGGGGCUCUCGCUGCGCGACCUUUGGGCCUCGGCCAGGCCAUACGUGCUCUCGUACCUUAAUAAGGUCGCGCAUGGAGACGAUCUCAGCGCUGAGGCGGCCGUAGCGCCGGGGGGCUUGCGCUUGCGAGAGCUUAUGGCGCCGCAACGGUCGGCCACGCGCUGCGAGUUUCCGCUUCUACGCCUGGUUGCUGAUGCAAUCGAGGGCGGUCUCGAGCCAUCCGGCGCAGCACCCGCCGUCGCUCGAUCUGGCCAGCGCGGCUCAGCAGCCAGCCUGUUGGAAACCAUGUGGCGGCGCGGAGUCGCACUCUACACGGCGAGUGAAGCAGCGUACCGGUGGCGCGUCGUGCGCGGCGCUUGCGAGUCGGGGCGCGGUCGGCUGGAGUCCGGCACGCACCAGGCACCCCGCCUGUCCGUGCCGCCGGGGCUUGAGAUGCGGGCGAGGCUAUGCAGCCGCUACUUCGAGGCGCUCGCGUCGCUGGCUGCCUCACGCGGGCCGACGGCCGGCGAUCAGUUUAUAGCGCUCGGCGUGGCGCGCUCGCUCGUCGCUGAGAUCUCGCUUGAGCGGCACAUCUGCGAGCCAACGAAAUGGGCUCCCGCGACCGGCAUCGGCGGCUGCAAGCAAAUGCACGACGGAAGUGGAGACACCUCCGGGACCAGCAGCCAAUCCAAGCCGUGCCUCUGGCGGGACUCGCCUGCCUUCUCCACGGAGGACGCGCCGUCGGAGGGCGAGUUCGGGGAGAGUGACGAUUCUGACCUCUCCGAGGUAGAAGUGGACGCUCCGCUGGCCUUCCCAACGGGUCACGCAGGGAAGGCUUCCGCCGCGGCCAGGCAGGCGGAUGCGUCAGCGGUGGACGAAAGCCAGUCGCCUCGCGGCCUCUUGAUGGCGCAAAUAGCCGGCAAGACGGCUGAGAGCGCAGGUGGCAGUGCGCGCCCCUCGCUGGCGGCCGGCAACCUCUCCGCCUCGGCAUACCGGGCAGAGUGCGGCACGCGGCUGCUCUACGCGAGCGAUGACGUGCGCCGCUCCGUCUUGCUCCUCCUCCUCACUCUCCUCGUGGCGCCGGGGCAGCACCAGCUUGACGCUACGAGCUCAGACAGGGCUGGCGAGACGUCGGCCCCAACAGCGGCGUGUCGUGCCCUGGAGGCGCAUCUCAACCACCCUGCCAACCAGGCCAUCCUCCCCUCCCUAGCCUCCGCCGCUGCGCGAUGCGGCGAGGCGCACACGGUGCUACUACGCCUCCUCUGCGGCGCGCUCUACUCGCACCACCGCCACAGCUUCGGAGAGACCAUCGCGCGUGGCGCCUUUGGCACCGUCCGCGAGCUCGAGCGUCCGUGCCGUCCGGACGGCGGGAAGGGCGCCGAGGCGCCACUGGCGGUCAAGCUCGUCCCAAAGGCUGCAAAGAGCUGCUCCUCGGGCCACCUACCAGAGGUGUUUGCGGAAGUCCUCGCUCUAAGGCGACUGCAGCCGAGCGGCGUGGCGGCGCGGCUUGUCGAUUACGGCUGCGACGCGUCCACUUUCUUCCUCGUGAUGCCGCGCUACAUGCAGUCGCUGCGUGCGUGGCGGCGCGAGGCUUGCGGCGGGACGGGCGAGCCUCCCACCGGACAGCUGUUUGCACUGUACGCGCAGGCGCUCUCUGCGGUAGCGCAGAUGCACGACGAGCACAUCGAGCACUUUGACAUCAAGGCGGACAAUUGCUUGCUAGAGGAGGUGGGCGAGGUGGGCCGAGACGCGGCGAGCGCACCUGACGUGGCCCGGGCGGGCGGCCUGCGCCUGGUGAUUGCGGACUUGGGGGUGGCUCGCAUCUAUGGCGCCGAGGAGCAAGGCCGGUCGCCACGCGAUCGAGGCACCGAAUGCGUCAAGAGCCCGGAGAUGCUGGAGGUGAUUGGACUUCACAGGGGCAGCGCAAGGGCGAGUGCCAACGGUAGCGCCUGGGGCGGCGCUGCUGACGCCGCCGCCAGCAGUCCGCGCGGGGCCUCGCGCAUCACGCGGGGCAGGCCUGGAGACAGAGCUUGGGCGGUCCCGGGGGCCUGCGACGUGUGGGCGUGCGGCUGCCUGCUGUAUGAGGUGCUGACGGGCGACUACCUCUUUGAGGAGGCGGACUGGUUCCGCUUCUACCUGAGGGUGACGUCGGAGGACCAGCCCAUCCUCCUCCCUCCCCACUUGUCGCGGAUCCCCGCCAGCCACGCCGACCAAGUGGCAGCCUUUCUCGGCUUUGUGCUCGAGCGCGAUCCUCACCGCCGCCCGUGCAUAGGAGCGGUGCGCGCCAGGUUUGGGCAGCUUGCCCGUGCGUGA